Molecule: messenger RNA, 1549 nt
Organism: Lucilia cuprina (Australian sheep blowfly)
Lineage: Eukaryota; Metazoa; Arthropoda; Insecta; Diptera; Calliphoridae
Exons: 2
Coding region: 336-1163 (275 amino acids)
Biological process (GO): proteolysis
Cellular component (GO): plasma membrane
Molecular function (GO): metallopeptidase activity; peptidyl-dipeptidase activity
Source: RefSeq, a predicted model, not a curated record
GAUACAAAAUCUGAUAUAGCUGAUAUCGUAGUCGGUUUAAACCACCUAUAAUUCUUUAUAUGUUGUAUUUUUUAUAUUUGUCUGUAAUGAAAAAAGAGAAGUUUAAAAUAUAAUCAAGGAAAUGUUUUUAUUAUAUUUUGCUCAACUUUUUUGCAAUCAUUGCUGUGAAAAAAAUAACAACAAAAAAUAAUCAAAACAAACUAUAAAAAGAAAGCAAUUUUGAACUUAAAGUGGUGAAUAUAUAAGAAACCCCCCGAAAAAAACCAUAAAAAAAUAAAACGGAAAAGGAAGUUUUAAUACUAGACACACACAUUCACACAUCCAAGCAUAGCAAGAUGAAAUCCAUCUUCUUUAAAGUAACGUUUGUUAUUUUUAGCUUGGCCCUUUGCCAAAGCAUACCCUCCACCACCGCCAACCAAAAACUCAACUCAUCCAUCUCCAUCAGCAAUACAACCAACAUUAAGAAUGCAUCACUAGCAACAGUAACAAUAUCCACGACAAAUGCUACAACAAAUACCACUGACAAAUACCUUCAUUCCUCCGUUUAUGAAGCUCAUGCUACAAAGGCAUUGAAUACGGCCAUUAAGCGCAUGCAAUCGAUUUACAAUCGCAAACGUGAACUCUUCUAUAGUCUAACGCAGGGCAGAGGAUAUAGCGUUAAUCAAGCGCCCAUCAAACAGGAAAUAGACAGAGACUAUCAUAACCUGGUGUACGAAUUGGCAGGUAAUCUCAGCGUUAUACCAGUGCAACAAUUAAAAAAUUCAACACUACGACGUCAGGUGCAACGUCUGUCGAAGCUGCAACUAUAUGGCCUGGGUAGACGAGACUUUGAACAGGCCAAGGAGUUGUUGCACACCAUGCAAACAUUUAUAACAUCACGUUUGGUGUGUGUGCAACAGGAUUGCAGUCAGCAGUGGGCCAUGGUGCCAACAAUAAUUGGACACAUUGUGCGUACAAGAAACUAUAUGGAUUUGGAAUUUCAAUGGAUUAAAUGGCGACAGGCAUUGUCUGAACGUGAUUUGGGCAAAUCAACAUUUAUCGAUUUUGUGCGAUUGCUGCGUAUUGCCGCCACCUAUAACGGUGAGUAUGAUGUGAUUGCUUCAAGUAAAAGAAAACAAAAACUACUGCAAGAAAUUAAUGCAAAACGUAAAAGGGGUUUUUAAGCUCAAUAGUCUUACUGAUUGUCCUUCGUUACACUUACAACUCAGGCCGUAAAGAAAAGACAUUUAAUUUUUAUCCAUUUGUUAGUUGUUAAGAUAAGAAUGCAAUUAAAUAGGUCAAUUGAUUGGGUUUUUGUUGCACAGCAAAAGGUAUCAAGAUUUUCGUAAUUCACCAACAAAAACUAACAAAACUUAUCUUUGAUUUUUUACUUAAAAUCCAAUUGCUUAUAAAAAGAACAUUGUUACGCAUUAAACAAAACCACAAAGUUUAGAAAUUUAAAAAAAGUGCCACAGAAAUCAGAUUAGAAAUGUUUUGUUAGUUCAACAACAAAAAUUCUACAAAAAUCUGUUUCAAAACAAGAGACUUUUAGUAAAAGAGACAUUUUCUG